AUGUCUUCCCGUGAUUCAAAUCGUGGCCGUGGAGAUUCCCGCGGCGGCCGACGCGACUCAGUGACUGGCUCACGACCCUCGACUCCAACCAGAGAAGGUUCCCGACCCACUACGCCUACUGGCGCUGGCGAUGCUCCUCCUCGAUCUCGCAGCCCGCAGAGAUCUCCAAGCCCCGAACGAAGCGGGCGAGGCGGAAGUUCCGCGAGGGGACAAUCGUCAGGCCCUCCUCGGGGUGGCCCUCAACAGCGUGGUGGCUCCCAGUCUCGUGGUGGUGCCCAGCAGCAUGGUGGCUCUGGAGGCCCUCGUCUGGAGUAUCAAAGUACCCCGACUGUCAAGGCAGACAGACAGGUGAUGUUCAAUGCUUCGCCUCCCGACAAGCAGAUAGCGGACUUCGAGAAGAAGUCCUUGGAAUCCAAGAAGAACAUCAAGCAGGAGCCCCAGCGAGAUCUCCGAGACAAAAAGACCAAGGCAGAGAGGGGCCAAUUGCCCAUUCAUGUCGAUUUGGUUCGCCGUCCCGGUUAUGGCACCAAGGGGAAAUCGACCAACGUCCGCGCCAACUUUUUCGCAAUGAUCUUCAAGCCAGAUGCAAAGUUUUACGCAUACAGCGUGAAUAUCGUUCCGGAGCCCACUCACAAGCGUCAUAUCCGACAGAUCUUCAAGCAACUCGUGCUUAGAUGUCCUGAAAUCAAGGACUGCCUGCCUGCGACAGACGAGGCUCAGUGGAUCGUGACCUGCAAGCCGAUCCCCUUCGAGGAGACGACCGUCAGAUGUGAUCCUACCAAAUGUGAUCCUGGGGAAAAGGAAUGGGCUUACACUUACACCGUUUCCUUCACUCUACAGGACAAGAAACCCAUUCCCUUGAAGGGUCUACUUGAUGGGCUUGCAAACCCCGACAUCCAUGAGAAAGUCACAGACGAGGACUAUGUUGUUCAGCUUCUGAACAUUUUCAUGACAAGCUUCGCUUACGGUGACCCGGGCGUCACAAAUGUUGGCAAGGGUCGACUCAAGUUUUUCUACACCGAUAAUCGCCAAGAAAGCAUGAACCUGACUGGUGGACUUGAAGUUCUCCGCGGCGUCAUCUCAAGUGUGCGCCCAGCUGCGAAACAAAUUUUGCUAAACCUCGGUGUCAGCAAUGGUGCUUUCUACCAGCAUAUGAAUUUGGGCCUCUACAUCGAGGAGGUUCUUCGAGCAAACUUCAAUGAUCUCGAAACUGUCAACCGGUAUCUUCGCACUGUAAAGAUCGAACUCAGACAUUCGCCUAAGAUCUACGAUGAUGAUUGCAAACAAAUUUACCGCGUCGGCAGUGUUUGGGGAUUGGCAAGCAAGGAAGAUGAAACAAAAUACGUUCCCAACAAAGACAGCAAAGACAAAAAGGAUCACAAGCCUCCCCAAGUCAAAUCGUUUGGCGCCGGUCCAGAUGACGUGCGAUUCUGGUUAAUCGAGGAAGGAAAACCUGGACGCUACGUGACCGUCACGGAGUUUUUCAAACAAAAAUACGGUGUCAUCUUAAAGGACAAGAAGAAACCAGUGGUCAAUAUCGGGAACCAUCAACGGGCUGUCUACAUUCCAUCCGAGAGCGCCUGGAUCAAGAAAGGGCAUGUUUUCAACGGCGAGCUGUCUACUGCGCAACGACAGAAUAUCAUCAAGUUCAGCUGUCGCCAACCACCGGACAACUUUGAGACCAUCCGAACCCUUGGCCGAGGCAUUAUGGGAAUGUCCGGUAACUACUUCCGCGACAGACAAAUCAAAUUCUCCGACGAGAUGCUUGUAGUUCCUGCAAGGGUUCUUGAUGCCCCGGUACUGAAGUAUGGAACUCGUACGGAAAAGCCCCAGAGGGGUGCCUGGAAUCUUGUGGGAAAACAGUUUUCUACAGGUGUCAGUAUCGAAACCUGGGUUGUCUUGUGGAUCAAGGCCGGUGUCACCAGAACUACACCUGAUCAAGUCCAGACUGCGGUUGAAGGCUUCCGCAAAAAGAUGGCUGAAAUGGGCAUGCGAGUCGCACAACGCCCCAGUCUCGAGUCCAUUGAUAUCAAGGGUCCCAUCAAAGACCAGUGCGAGGCACUCCAGGCGAGACUCAUCAGUUUGUCAGCGAAAAACCCACACCUCCUGUUGGUUGUGCUUCCCACAGGACAGGACCGGAUUUUCCGCUUCGUCAAAUGGGCCGCUGAUUGUAAACUGGGCAUUCCAAAUCACUGCGUCCUCGUCGACAAGUUUGCUAAGGGAAAUCCUCAGUACAUGGCCAACAAUGCGCUGAAGGUUAACCUGAAACUCGGUGUCGCUGCCAUUGUUGCUAGCAUAGACGGUCGACUUGGCCAAUGGGCAGGAGCAAGCCGCAUCCAGACUUCCAAGAAGGAGAUUCUUGAGAAUCUGCAGGAUAUGAUGGUCGAUCGUCUUCACCGCUGGCAAAAGGUCAACAAGACAUUGCCGACAAGUAUCCUUGUCUACCGUGAUGGUGUGAGUGAAGGUCAAUACAACGACGUGAUGACAGCGGAGAUGUCAUCGAUUCGUGACGCCAUCAAGAGAGUCUACCAAGGCUCUUCACCGAAAAUCACCUUCAUCAUAGUCACAAAGCGCCAUCACGUUCGCUUCUACCCAACCAGUUCAGAAGGCUGCGAUGACAAGAACAACUGCAAAAAUGGCACCAUCAUUGAUCGAGUUGUGACACGCCCGUGGUACUACGAUUUCUAUCUCCAGGCACAGGCUCCCCUCCAAGGUUCGGCCCGCCCAGCUCAUUACGUGGUACUUCAUGACGAGAUCUUCGCUCCGACUUCGCGUACCGCGGCCGAUGAUCUACAGCAGCUCACACACAAUAUCUGCUACAUGAUGGCUCGCUGCACUCGCUCUAUCAGCUACGCCACCCCGGCAUUCCUUGCUGAUCGCUACUGUGACCGUGCGCGAAAGCACGUUGUUGCUUACUACGAAUGGAAGGAGGCACAGAAUCCCUUUUCAAAGCGAGCCUCACACAAACCUUCCCAGUCCGAUGUCAUGAUCAAUUCUCGUCUUGCAGAGACCAUGGUUUACAUUUGA
Molecule: messenger RNA, 3027 nt
Organism: Penicillium cosmopolitanum
Lineage: Eukaryota; Fungi; Ascomycota; Eurotiomycetes; Eurotiales; Aspergillaceae
Product: argonaute family protein
Exons: 4
Coding region: 1-3027 (1008 amino acids)
Molecular function (GO): protein binding; RNA binding
Source: RefSeq, a predicted model, not a curated record